Messenger RNA from Spodoptera frugiperda (fall armyworm), 4696 nucleotides. RefSeq lists its product as uncharacterized. The coding region runs from base 368 to 1267 and encodes 299 amino acids. The record is from RefSeq and is a predicted model, not a curated record. NCBI's taxonomy places the organism in Eukaryota, Metazoa, Arthropoda, Insecta, Lepidoptera, Noctuidae. The transcript has 6 exons.
GGCGGCUCACUCGCGCGCUGUCGGCCGGCGGCCCUGCACGAACGCAUGCCCGCACUCACUGCUACCGACCAACACGUAAACUUUGCCGAACUUGCGAACUGUGGAAAAGUGCGCAGUGGACAAAAUUGGAUGUAAUUUGUGCAAUACAUGUAUUUCAUUGUGUGCUUGUGACAUAGAAUCAUUCUGUGAAUUACCCAAAGUUUGGAGAAAACUGUUUAUUGCUGUAAAGUUUGGAUGAUUAACUACACUAUUUGUUUAGUGAUGGAUGACUUUUGAAUAUUUUAUGGGUUGUGUGAGAUGAUGGUGUCGCGCGGUGCGAAGGCCUGCGCUCGCGAUUGUACGCUGAAGUGAAUCAGACGGCAGUACCAUGAUACCCGCGCACGCGCACCCCUGCCUACUCCUGCUGCUGGCGAUGUUUCUCGCUAGAGAAUACGGAGUUACCAGUUUGGAGCUGCUGGAGCUGCGCGUGCCGGCGCACGUGGCGCUGGGCACGCGCGCGGCGCUGGCGUGCCGCUGGGCGCUAGGCCCAGCAGACGUGCUCUACUCCGUCAAGUGGUACAAGGACGGCAAGGAGUUCUUCCGCCACGUGCCGCGCGACCACGAGCCCCGGAGGAAGUUCCCUCUACCAGGAGUCGACGUGGAGAAAUCAAGUCCAAACGGUGCGAAUAUAACGCUGUACCCCGCCGUGCUGGAGACGGGGGGCCGCUACCGGUGCGAGGUGUCGGGAGAGCGACCCCUGUUCCCUACCGUGUCCGAUCAUGGAGACAUGGUUAUAGUUGCUCUUCCUGACCACGGUCCCACAAUCACAGGGUCCCGUCUUCGAUACCAGAUCGGAGAUAGAGUACAAGUCAAUUGCACAUCAGGUCGGUCCAGACCCGCUACUCGACUGGCCUGGUACAUAAAUGGAGAACCAGCUCCCCCUAUAGCACUCGUGCCGCCCACACAUGAGAAGCACGAAGAUGGACUAGAAACCACGAGUCUAGCGCUCGACUUCAAAGUUAAGCCCAAACAUUUUAGGAAAGGAGACCUAAAACUUAAGUGUCUAGCAACGAUAGCAACAGUGUAUUGGCGGAGCAAUGAAGAGAGUGUGCAGGGUGAGAGACUGAAGGGGUACUCCAGAUCCAGGGAGCUGACUGAGAGCUCCAGGGCUGACAGGGUGCAAGCGGCGGGGAAGCCAGGCAGUGCAGCCCCUACCCACACCAUUGCACUCUACCUACCCCUCCUCUGUGUCAUAAUACACAUAUCACAACACAAAUACAAUUCGUAAAAGAACGAUUUAUGAAACAAACUAUUAGUGAAGUUUUGUAGCUAAAUAAAGUGAUGAAAUGUGCUAAAACUUUCGAAAUAAAUGCUUUAUUCAAUACGACUACGAGACUUAGGCUUAUACGAAUGUAUCCAAUUUUGCAUGUCUGACUAAUCUAAGUGAUGUACUUAUAGAAUAACCAUUUGCAAAUUCUGUUUUGUGAUGAUACGUGUGCCAUCUAUGUUGGGAUAACAAUCAGUAUUUUAGUUCACACCUCGUGCAUUGUUCCAAAGGUAACCAAAGUAUGUAACUGUAACAGUCUACCAUUUUAUCAUUAAUAUAUUUUAGAUUUCAAUCACAAUUAUAAAUGUACAUCUCGUCAUUCCAAUUGAAGGUGAUAAACCGUUGUAUAUAAAUGAUAAGUACCUAAGUAUGUCAUUUUGUAAUGUUAACAUAUCAUUAUCGUUCGCUAACUGUACUUUACAAAAGCAAUUAAUAUUGUAAAGCCAUGCAUUUAUUAUGUGUACGUUGAUUAAGGAUACAACUGGUUGUAUGAAUAGGAUAUAUUUUAAUUUACAGCGUAAUUCUGAACUAUGUAGUAUGGACAUAAAGGAUCACAGGACUUUGAAACUGAUUGGCUAGCUUAGUUUCUAUUUUACGUAAAUCACUAAUUUAAAAAACACGUUCUUAAAGUUAUAUAAAUUUGAGUACCUACUUCAAAAAAUCGAUACGUCCUCGUUGUGUCUAAAUGAGUUUUACUUUGUUCAUGUAAAUUGCUGCAAUCAUCGACUGUGCCCGACGCACGUGUAGUUUAUGGCAUUGGAGGUGACAUCCAUCGUGAAACGGGGCGCAGUGCGUUAAACGAGAAUAUCCAUUUUAUUUCAACACAACACUCGUUGAAGUUAUUUAUAACAUCAAACGCGUGGGAUGGUUUGAUGCGAUCUUCACACUAUACAUCUUAAUCUCUCCUAAUACGCCUCUUAAGUGUUUACGAAGUAUUUUUCAAACAAGAAUCAGACAGUUUUCGCCAUUGCUCUACGCAUGAAUGUUUCCCAGGUGAUUGGUGCAACAUACGAGAGAAGUGAGGCGAGGUUAAGUUUCCAACUUGCGAUCAGGCAAUACAAUAUAGCAGCUACUAGGAAAACUUUGCUUUACAAGAACUCUUCGAUAGACAAACUCACUCUCAACGCUUUUGUGGCUAAGGGAGCUAACGCUAAAGCAGCGGUUCUAGUGUAGUUUUAUGGGUUUUACUUGAGCUCUACUUCCGUGAAUUUGUUUUUAUAUAUGACGCAAAGUUUUUAAUUGUUACGUCACAAAUAAUGGGGGGUGAUUAAAAACAGAUUAAUUGAUUUAAUUAAUGAAAAUCCCAGCCAAUUAAAAUAUUCUGCGUCAUUGUCUUGUGCAUUGUUUUUGGUUAUGUUUCAUACUUUACGUCAGGCUACUAAAUAUUAUAUUGCUGCGAUCGAAAUUACACGGCUAUUGUAAUUACUUUUAUCGUAGCAAUGUUGGGUAAUAUUUUCGCAUCCCAAUAUAUGUAAAUUGAAUGAUAUAACGUGUAUAAAUUCAUACGAGAACAAACAACUCCAUUUUGUAAUCUAAAUGAAAUGUUUAACAUAAAAAUAUUAUUUUAAAUUGUGUAGUAUUUAUAGGGCAUAAAGAGAUAUAUUACAAUGUAUAUAUUUGUAAAUUAAUUAUAUUUAUAGUUAGGUAAAAACUUAUUUUAUAAGUUGAUGCGUCACUCCAACAAUUUGUUUUAAUUAAAUUAUGAGUGAAGGUAUCAUUAAAACGUGAGUAGCAUGAUGGUACUGCAACAAAUGUUCGUCGCAUCAAUUUCUAGAAUUUGUUCAAUUUAUAUUUUACCUAGUCACCAUUAUACAAUUUUAAUGUUGCUAAAGUGACUGUUGUUUUUAUGUGAGAAUAUGUAAUGUCGCAGUUUGGGUCUACUUACUAAAUUAUCUUUGCUUUUUGCAAGAUGUUUUGACUUGUUUGUUACAUGAUUCAAAUAUAUUAUUGAAUGUACCUACAGAGAUAUAAAUGUUCAUAGAAAAAAUCGUAUAAAAUGUGAGAAAUAAACAAAUUAUUUGUGAACAAAAAGGUAUCCGUUCUAUCCACUGACUUAGGGUUUCCUUAUUCUGCUAUCAUUAUAAGCAUAUUUUCCUUAAAAAUAAAUACGGUUUUCCUUGAGUUGGAAAGCAAAAAUGUUUAUUUUACUCUCCGUGAUUUGAACGCAUAUCAAUUAUGUAAAAAUGAAGAUGCAAAGGAAAUGGCGAACUCAGCGGGUGAAACCCCAUUUUACCGCAUUCUGCCGGUUCUUACCGGCUAAAACCAGAAUUUUGAAAGCUUCCAUUCAUCUGACUCGUUUUCAUUCAUUUAACGUGGUUUUGCUAAAGGAUUUUGGCCUACAGUUUACUGAACUGAGUCUAGAAUAGGUAAUGUAGGUACUUAUAAUGUAAACAGCCAUUUCUGCAGCCCUUCUGACGCAAUCUGUGCAAAAAAAAUAUAAAAUAAAAUUACUUCUAAUGCGAAUUCAUUUGGUAUCUGUCAAACGAACAAUUUGAAAUGUAUGUAGCAAAUAUUCUACAACACAACUGUAAAAUUAAAUGAGGAACAUGAAAUAAAUAAUGUAUAUUAUUAUUGUCAAUGUAUCGGUUUGUGUCAAUGUCGGGCUGCAGUUCAAUAGCAAUCACAAAUAAUGCCGGAAUUCCCGAUAUUCAUGUUGUUCGUUGCCGAGCAAAGCCGCCACUGUUUGAACCAAUAUCAUCCUUGAUUGCAACUAUUGCGUAAAUGCGGAUUAAUAUGAUCGCAUUCGUAACUUAAUAUGAGAGACUAACAAAAGAAAUUCAUGUUAGUUUUACCAUAGGUUCAAAGUGUGGGAGAGCUAUGCUUCGGCACGAAUGGGCCGGCUCGACCGGAAUGAUACUACGGCCUCACAGAAAACCGACGUGAAACAACGCUUUCGUUGUGUGAGUGAGGUUACCGGAGGCCUAAUUACCCACCUUCUCAAUCUGCCCAAUCCCCUAUUCCCUACAACCUUUAAAUUCCUAACCCCCAAAAGGCUGGCAACGCACUUGUAACGUCUCUGGUGUUUCACACUACAUAUUUUUAAUUUAAUACUACAUUUUUUCACAUCGACAUCAGAGCGCAAUUUUCAAUAUUUAUAAGUACAAAUCAAUGGACAAACUGUACAUUACAUUAAUCCAUAUUUUAUAUUAACAAUGAUGAGUGGGGCACGAAAAUCAUAUUACAUAUAACAUACCUAUAUAUAAAUAAAUUGUAAUGUAAUUACUAUUAAGAAUAUUAUGUAUAAUUUUGUGGGAUGCAGUUCGUAAAGUACGCGGUUAUUGUUGCUUAUUGUUAUUGAAUAUUUAUAGCGUAUAAAUACGAGUUUGUACAUAAUGGAUAUACCGUGUAGCUCAAAAGAAUUGAAUAUAAAUAAAUCAUGUGACCUAAUUA